UUCCAAGAAAAAAAUGUAAAAAGUUUCAUAAGGAAUUUCCCCACGAACACUAUAUGUAUAUAAUUUAAUCUCAUUUCAACCACCAAAAAAAUUGUGGAUACAUUAUUAGUUUUAACUUUCUUGAUGCAUCUCUGCACUCACAAUAUAUAUAGUGAUAAAUUUAUAUUAAACAAUGUCUCUAGAUAAGCAUAAUUUCAUGGAUAGAAACACUGAGCUUCGUAAAUUAAAGCCGGCCUAUAUGGGUACUUUAGUAAAUUUGUUAUCAGAUUGUAAUUUGUUAACAAAUGUUGAAAAUUGGAAAACAUUGUUAGAAGUAGUUCCCAAAGAAUUAGACGUAUUAGAUUCCGCUAAACGAUACACAACUGACGAUAUCAGUCUUAUAGAGAAACAUAGCAAGCAUUAUAACAAAGAACCCGCAGAAGUAUUUUUGCAAGAAUGGAGUAUUGCAGGAAAAAAUCGUCCGAAACUGAGACAUCUUCUCGAUUCAUUAGUUACAGCCAAAUUAUGGCGAGCUGCUGAUUACGUAGCUGAAAAAAUUUUGAACGAAUCAUUACCAAAGAGACCACUAAUAGGACCAGAUGCUAGAGUUCACUAUCCACUCACAUCAACUGAUCGUGUAGAAAUAGAGAAUUAUUUAAAAGAAAAGUCAUAUCCCAGUGGUUUGUCAUCAAAUUCUGAAAAUCAAAAUAUUGAUAUUAAUUUAAAUGUUCAAAAUCAAAUUAUUCACCAACCUGUAAAACAUAUAUUGGAAAAACUAUCAACGGUGUCAUGUUCAGAAAAUGCUAGUUCAGAAAAUAUAUCGUCCCAUAACACGAAUAAUGCAAUUUCGAACAAAACGAUCUCUACAAAAGUUCAGGGUGACACUACAAGUAAUUCAACAGAAUCAAAUCAAACGGUUCAAACAUCUAUUUCAAAUAGUGGUUUUUCAUCGGUUGCUGCAUCACUCCCACCACAACUUCCAGAUCUUCUUAGAUUAUUAAUUAAUUCAGCCCAACAACCUAUCCAGGAUUUUAAUCAAAAUGUGGAAUCAGUAAAUUCUGCGAAUAAUGAAUUAUUAAACAUACCGGAAAUUUCACAACUACUAUUAAAUAAUCAAAAUUCAGAAAUUUUACCACAAAUUUCUGAUCUAUUGUCAAAUAGUCAAAACUUAUCAAGUCCAGAAAUUAUACCAAUAAUUUCAGCUUUAUUAUCAAAUAGACAAGAUUUAUCAGGCCAAGAAAUUAGACCAUUGAUUUCAAAUCUGCUAUCAAAUAGUCAAAAUUCAUCAAGUCCAGAAAUUAUACCAUUAAUUUCAGCUUUAUUAUCAAAUAGGCAAAAUUUAUCAGAUCGAGAAAAUAGACCAUUGAUUUCAAAUCUGUUAUCAAAUAGCCAAAAUUUAUCAAACUCAAUUAAUAUACCAAUAAUUUCAGAACUGCUAUCAAAUAGUCAAAAUCUGCCAAAUUCAGUAAUUGGACCAGCAAUUUCAGCUUUAUUAUCAAAUAGGCAAGAUUUAUUAGAUCCAGAAAUUAGACCAUUAAUUUCAAAUCUCUUGUCAAAGAGUCAAAAUUUGACGAAUUCAACUUUAAAUCCAAUAUCAAAUAAUGAAAAUUUUCCUAUAUUUGAAGAACUGUUAUCAAAUCAAAAAACUAAAAAUUCAUCAACCUCUCUUAGCCCAUCAAACGCAUCUUUCUCAAAUCAUUCGCAAAAUGCAAAUGUUUUAACGUUACCUCAACUAAAAUUAAAUACAAAAUUACCCCAUUUCGAGUAUUCCAAAAUAGAAUUAUAUACGAAUAAUUUCAAUGAUGAUACGUUUCUUCCCAAUGAUAACAAUUCUGGCCGAUAUUUAGGAUCAGGUGCUUUUGGAUCUGUAUACUUAGCUGUGGGACUUAUGAAUCAAAAUGUUGCUGUUAAAAGAAUUAAGCUUGAUGGAGAUAUGCCCAUCGAUCUAAUUGCAAAAUCAUUUAAAAAUGAAGUGGAAAUUUUAUCGAAAUAUCAACAUAAAAACUUAGUCUCCCUAUUAGGAUACUCUUGUGAUGGACCCACUUAUUGUUUAGUAUACGAACAUGUUUGUGGAUCAUCGCUUGCAUCGAAAUUAUUGAGCAACUCAAACAUAUUAUCUUGGAAAGAAAGAAUACAAAUUGCAUACGAAAUUUCCGUUGGAAUCUCGUAUUUACACACAGCGUAUACGUCACCUCUUAUUCAUCGUGAUGUGAAAUCAGAAAAUAUUUUAUUAACCGAAGGCAAUACACCAAAGCUAUGCGAUUUUGGUCUAAUCAAAUUAACACCAGAUACAAAAACGAAUUUUACCUCAAAAGUUUGUGGUACUUCAGCAUAUAUGGCACCAGAAGCAUUUCGAGGUGACAUUUCAAUUAAAAUGGAUACUUUUAGUUUUGGAGUUGUGCUUUUUGAAUUAUUAACAUCGUUACCUUCGUUGGAUGAUAAUCGAGAAGAAGGCGCAGAUAUGGUUACGUAUAUUGAUAGUAAAUGUGAAAACGGCAUAGGUGAUUUACUUGAUUUGCGUGCUGGGACUUGGUUGUAUGACAAUAUUGAUUAUAGUACAAAAAUAUUCGAAUUAGCAAACUUAUGUAUAGAAGAGAAAAAAAAACGACCGACAAUGGUCGAUGUACGCGAUCAAUUGAAAAACUGUGUUGACCACAUAAACAGCACUGUAGAACAAUUAAUGGAUAAUUAUAGAGCGGAAUUAGGAAGAAGAACGGAAAAUGUUUGAACGGUGUUAUUCCAAAUUAAAAACUUUAUUUUUUUAAAACGUGUAUUACAUAAUUAUAAUCUCUAAAAAUCCUCGUUUUACAAUAA
Molecule: messenger RNA, 2793 nt
Organism: Chrysoperla carnea
Lineage: Eukaryota; Metazoa; Arthropoda; Insecta; Neuroptera; Chrysopidae
Product: LRR receptor-like serine/threonine-protein kinase IOS1
Exons: 7
Coding region: 173-2707 (844 amino acids)
Biological process (GO): protein phosphorylation
Molecular function (GO): protein kinase activity; ATP binding
Source: RefSeq, a predicted model, not a curated record